This is a messenger RNA of Rhagoletis zephyria (snowberry fruit fly), 2808 nucleotides long. Its product is annotated as homeobox protein araucan-like. The record is from RefSeq and is a predicted model, not a curated record. NCBI's taxonomy places the organism in Eukaryota, Metazoa, Arthropoda, Insecta, Diptera, Tephritidae. Gene Ontology annotation, molecular function: RNA polymerase II cis-regulatory region sequence-specific DNA binding; DNA-binding transcription factor activity, RNA polymerase II-specific. Gene Ontology annotation, cellular component: nucleus. Gene Ontology annotation, biological process: neuron differentiation; cell development; regulation of transcription by RNA polymerase II.
CUCAUCUCCGCCAACCUCACACAAUCGCCCCAAACUGGCGACUCACCAAAUACGCCCAACCCCUCGUCAAUGCCAGUUUCCGGUGGUGCGAAUGCGCCUGCGCUCAGCCCCUCGAAUGUGGGCGGCGAGUGUCGUGUGAACACCGGAGCUGGCGGCUCCGCUGAUGUGCCCAGCGGCGCAAUGAGUCCAGAUGCGCUCUCGCAAAACUCCAAUAACACAACUGGCGGCGGCGGCGGUAGUGGCGGUAUUAAAAAUCCUGUCGGUGGCGGUGCGCUCGAUGGCGCUGGUGUGGCGGGCUUGGGUGUCGGCGGACCUGGUGUUGGUGGUUCUUGCUGUGAGAAUGGACGCCCAAUUAUGACAGAUCCCGUCUCCGGACAGACAGUGUGUUCGUGUCAAUAUGACUCCGCACGUUUGGCGCUCUCGAGCUACUCCCGCUUGCCAGCGGCGAGUGUUGGCGUCUAUGGCACGCCUUAUCCUUCGACAGAUCAGAAUCCUUAUCAAAGCAUUGGCGUGGAUAGUUCGGCGUUCUAUUCGCCGUUGAGCAAUCCAUAUGCAUUGAAAGAUUCAGCUGGUGGCGCAGAAAUGACUGCUUGGACGUCAGCUGGGCUACAGCCAACUACUGGAUAUUACUCAUACGACCCGAUGUCCGCUUAUGGAUAUGGUCCCAGUUACGAUUUGGCCGCACGCCGUAAGAAUGCCACGCGCGAGUCUACAGCCACUCUGAAAGCCUGGCUCAACGAGCACAAAAAGAAUCCCUACCCCACCAAAGGUGAGAAGAUUAUGCUGGCCAUCAUUACAAAGAUGACGCUGACGCAGGUGUCCACGUGGUUCGCGAACGCACGACGACGGCUAAAGAAAGAAAAUAAAAUGACUUGGGAGCCAAAGAAUCGCACCGAUGACGAUGACGAGGCGAUGGUGUCCGACGAUGAGAAGGAAAAGGAUGAUUUGGAUAGUGAAAAGGGAGCGCAGAGCCUGCACGGUGGUAGUACCGGCGGCGGCGGGCAGCGGAAAGAGCUCGAAAAGGAUGACGACGAUCUGCCCGAUGACGAGCCCAAACCCUUAGGUCCACAUCCCAAUGAUGUACGCAGCUUAGGCAUGGGCUAUCCUGGCGCUGGCGGCACUGGCAGUGCAGCUGGCGGCAGCUACCACAGCUCCGGCGGCACGUCGAACCAUCCACACGGCUAUCAUCCCUACCAUCACCAGCAUCCCGCUUACUAUCAGCACCAGCAGGCACUAUUGGCCGCAAGUGGCUAUCCAACUGGCGGCAUGCCAGGCGUUAAUAGUAACAUUAACAAUAACAACAACAACAACAACAACAACCCCAUGAACAAACAUGACGGCAGCGAUUCAAAAAACCAGCUGAGCCGGGACUGUGGCGUGCCGAUUCCAGCAAGCAAGCCCAAAAUCUGGAGUUUGGCCGACACAGUCGCCUGCAAGACCCCACCGCCCGCACAGACGGCAGCAUACAUGGGCCAAACGCAGCAGCAGCAGCAGCAGCAGCAGCAGCAGCACGCAUUGCAGCAGGCGCAGGCGCAGGUGCAGGCGCACAUGAACCACAGCGCUAUGGGCAGCCAUAUGGGCUUGUCACAACAGCAGGCAGCGCAGCAGCAGCAACAGAUGCAGCAGUCGUCAGCGCUGAGCGCACCACCGCCCCCCACAGCGCAUAUGAUGAUGAGCAAUUACGGCGGCGGCAGCACAGCCUACUCGCGGGCGCCGCCUACCACAGCUUACGGGGGUUUUCUAGGGGCUACAAUGCAGCAGCUGCAUACUACGAACAAUAUCCCAUACACCAACAGCAGCGGCAGCAGCAACCUCAGUCACCAACUCAGCAGCAACAACAACAACAACAACAACAUUAUCAACAGCAGCAGCGUCCAGGGCAUUACCAAUACCACCCCUACCAACAACACCCGUAUUACGAAUACUACGGCGCAACAGGCAGCAGCGGUGGCGGCGGCGGCGGCGGCGGCAGCAGUGGCAACAGCACCACCACCCCCACCGCCAACGCAUAUGCGUGCGAGCAACAACAACAACACCAGCGCACUACACCAUCCGUACGCAGCGGCUCAGCGGGGGAUGGGGUUUCCCGAAGCCCAACCCGAUACUCCACCCCAAACUCCGCCGAAUAUGAAGUUGCAGAGCGUGGCGGCGAAUCUCUUGCUUACCGCUUCGCAAAUCCCUACGAUCGCUACUUGUCGCAGUAAUAGCAAUGGCGCCGGUGGUUAUGGUGCUGCACACGCAAGCGGCCUACAUGGCUAUGCGAUGNCGCCGAAUGAUUCGCCUUACAAGGCGCGGUAUAAAAGCCAACAAAUCGCUGGAUUUGUGUCGCCCGUCUAAAAGUCCAGAUUUGCAUAGGCAAAAUAUAACUUCGUCACAAGGAUUUUCAAGCUUUGAGACGUUUUCAACCAUUUGGGACUUUGUGCAAAUAUUUACGAAAUUAACGAAGAAAAAAAUAGGAAUCAAAUAAUGCUGGAAUAUUUUUUAAAUAAUAAACAAAAGUUCUUUAUGAACACUAUGUUUGAAUAGUCAUAAGUGCAUAUUUAGUUAAGCCCACAAGCAAUUUAACCCUUUAAAUAUAAACAAAUAAAAAAAAAUCUCUACAUUGAUACAAUUCUGAAGUAUGUUUGUAAGCACUAAGCAAAAAUUUUUGACUGUGAUAAAUCUACGGAAAACACGCUAGAUUACUUAUUGGGUGUAAACUCUUACUAAAUAGUACAUACACGUACAGACACAUGUGCAAAUAUACCUUACAAAUACAUACAUAGAUACAUAAAAACUAACAUUAAUACAUGCAUACAUGAAAUAUUU